AAAGUAUUGAUGUCACAUGUACAUCAUAAACACUUUCACUCAAUCACUCCUACUACUACUAACUACUUCCAAGUUCCAAACUCUCUACACAUAAAUAUAUAUAUAGUCCUUACCUUAUUAACUUUGCUUAACAAAACUAAACUCCACUACUUUUCCCUUAAUUUCCUCUACUAGUUAAAAAAAGAAAAGUAGCUUGUUUCCCUCCAUUUCAACUUUUCUCCUUUCUUCCCCUGUAUUUGUUUUUUUUGACCAUGGUCAGCACUACUGACUCUGUCUCUCCUUCUUCUCCUUCCUCUCCUCCUCCGGCCUCACAAUCGCAAUCGCCGUCGCCGGUUGUGGUUGUUAGCCCUUGCGCUGCCUGCAAGAUCCUACGCCGGCGAUGCGCUGACAAAUGUGUUUUGGCACCUUACUUUCCGCCCACUGAACCACUCAAGUUCACCAUUGCUCACCGGGUUUUUGGGGCUAGCAAUAUUAUUAAAUUCCUCCAGGACCUCCCGGAGUCACAAAGGGCAGAUGCCGUGAGCAGCAUGGUGUACGAGGCGAAUGCACGACUAAGAGAUCCGGUGUAUGGAUGUGCCGGAGCAAUUUGUCAGCUUCAAAAACAAGUGAAUGACCUACAAGCACAAUUAGCCAAGGCUCAAGCUGAGAUUUUGAACAUGAAAUGUCAACAAACUAAUUUAUUGGCCUUAUUAUGCAUGGAAAUGGCACAUGAUCAUGAUGAAUCUCCACCGUCUAACACCUCAUCACAGUCAGUGUCACCGGAACACCCUAAUCGCGGUGUAAGUAACAACGCUUGCUUCAUCGACGACAACAACCUAGGAGGAUCACUUUGGGAGCCUCUUUGGACAUGAUGAUUGUAAUUGUCAAUUAAUUAAGUCUCCUAAUUCCAUGCUAAUUAUAGCUAUGAUGAGCAAAGGAGAAUUUAAAGAAGAUCAUUUAUAUAUUAUAUGAUAUAAUGUGUAUAAUAUUAUUAUUAGUAGUAGUAAAUUAAUGAAGCUCUAAGCAAAGUAGCUUUGGAUCAAAUUUGUAUGAAAAAGUUAGGAUAUAAUUAUAAAAAUAUAAUGUAAUGGCAUAAUAGCUAAAGUAGAGUAGUAGAAGAGUGUAUCAACUCUCAUGUAAACUCUUCAACUUUAAAAGACACAUAGUUGUCAACGUUGUAGUCUAUAUUUUCUAAUAUAUUGAUCUUUAUAAUUCAA
Chenopodium quinoa (quinoa) is the source of this 1196-nucleotide messenger RNA. Its product is annotated as LOB domain-containing protein 1-like. Bases 252 to 851 code for a protein of 199 amino acids. The transcript has 2 exons. The record is from RefSeq and is a predicted model, not a curated record. Lineage: Eukaryota; Viridiplantae; Streptophyta; Magnoliopsida; Caryophyllales; Amaranthaceae.